AUGGGUGUCACCUACGGAGUUGCCUAUCUGCAUGAUAAUGGUAUCGUGCACGGUGAUCUCAGGGCAGUACGUCGGAGUGUGAUUGUGUCCAUUCUUCUCUCAUGUUCACAACAGGACAACAUUCUUGUCGCCUGCGAUGGUCAACCCCAGCUGGCGAAUUUUGGCCUGUCUGUCGUUGUUGAUGAUGUUCUGCCUGAGCAAACUACCUCAACGAUGUUUGCGGGCUCUGUUCGAUGGAUGCCCCCGGAACGAAUUCAACCUUCCAAAUUUGGUUUGACCGAAGUUUCCUGUCGCACGUUCGCGAGCGAUAUCCAUUCCCUUGGCAUGACCCUCUGGGAGAUGUUUGCCUUGAGACUACCGUAUCACGACGAAGAGACUAACCUGAAUAUUCGAAGAGCCAUCAUUGCAGGGAAAAGGCCCUCUCAUCCGGGUAAACAGGCGGUUUCGAUUGGCUUAACUUCCGAGCUAUGGGCGUUCAUUCAGAAAUGUUGGGUCGAGGAACCAGAUCAACGACCCGUGCUCGUGGAGGAACUUAAUGAUGUGGACAACUGGCUGUCAAAUGCAAAAUAUGGGCUGGCGACGUCCAGCUUACAGGAGGCUUCUCUGAGCCCAUCAGAUCCUGAAGAGGCCGUAAGCGGUGCGCUAUGCAUGCUUUUUCAUUGGAGCUCUUGA
Messenger RNA from Dacryopinax primogenitus, 672 nucleotides. Its product is annotated as kinase-like protein. Lineage: Eukaryota; Fungi; Basidiomycota; Dacrymycetes; Dacrymycetales; Dacrymycetaceae. The record is from RefSeq and is a predicted model, not a curated record. Gene Ontology annotation, molecular function: protein kinase activity; ATP binding. Gene Ontology annotation, biological process: protein phosphorylation; signal transduction. The transcript is spliced from 2 exons. The coding region runs from base 1 to 672 and encodes 223 amino acids. Gene Ontology annotation, cellular component: cytoplasm.